AUGAAGAGCGACUCUUCCUCGUCUGCAGCCCCUCUCAGGGGUCUCGGGGUGCCCCUCCGGAGCAGCGAACCGGUGCCCGCCGCCCCAGCGCCAUCGCCCGCUGUGGUUCUGCUGGAGGAGGCGGCUGACCUCUUGGUGGUGCACCUGGACUUCCGGGCGGCGCUGGACACCUGCGAACGGGCCUGGCAGAGCUUGGCCUUGGAUGUACAUAAUGAGGAGCAUGGCAGCACCUCCUCGGAGGUGAAAUGUUCCCUGUGUGUUGUGGGGAUCCAGGCCUUGGCUGAAAUGGAUCGAUGGCAAGAAGUCCUCACCUGGGUCCUUCAGUAUUACCCCAUCCCAGAAAAGCUGCCUCCCAAAGUUCUGGAACUGUGUGUUCUUUUAUACAGCAAAAUGCAGGAGCCUGGAGCUAUGCUGGAUGUGGUCAGUGCCUGGCUCAGAGACCCAGCCAAUCAGAGUCUUCCAGAAUACAGAGCUUUGGCAGAUCUUCACCUGCAGAAGGUGCUGCUACCUCUGGGCCAUUUUUUAGAGGCUGAGGAGCUGGUGGCCGACGCUGUGGCCUUUGGUGAGGAGCAGCGGCUGAAUGCACUCCAGGCCAUUCAUAUGGCCAGGGAGCAGAAGAAAGGUGAACACCCAGGCUUUGAGGAGACCCAGAAGGCCAGCCAGCCAGACUCCUCCCACAAGUUCCUGUCACUACUGACCCUGCUUCGCCGGCUUUGGGAUUCUGCAGUGACUCGUGUCUUUUCUCUGCCCUUCAAAAAGACCCUCCUUGCCACCUUGAUCCUCUGCUUCUUGAUGGUGAGGUUUGAUCCUGCUUCGCCGUCCUUCCUGCCCUUCCUCUACAAGCUGGCUCAGAUCUUCCAUCGCGUCCGGGAAGCUGUAUUUUCUCCCCUCUACCGACUCCCUCUCCAGGACUGA
Elephantulus edwardii (Cape elephant shrew) is the source of this 915-nucleotide messenger RNA. It is a transcript of the gene PEX26, whose product is annotated as peroxisomal biogenesis factor 26. The transcript has 5 exons. Bases 1 to 915 code for a protein of 304 amino acids. Gene Ontology annotation, cellular component: peroxisomal membrane; peroxisome. NCBI's taxonomy places the organism in Eukaryota, Metazoa, Chordata, Mammalia, Macroscelidea, Macroscelididae. Gene Ontology annotation, biological process: protein import into peroxisome membrane; protein import into peroxisome matrix. The record is from RefSeq and is a predicted model, not a curated record. Gene Ontology annotation, molecular function: protein-containing complex binding; ATPase binding.